This is a messenger RNA of Orycteropus afer afer, 1553 nucleotides long. The record is from RefSeq and is a predicted model, not a curated record. Lineage: Eukaryota; Metazoa; Chordata; Mammalia; Tubulidentata; Orycteropodidae.
AUGGCCACCUUUGCUGUGGAACCCCAGGCGCCUACACUGGGAUCUGAACCAAUGAUGCUGGGUUCUCCGACCUCUCCAAAGUCAGGAGUUAAUGCUCAGUUUUUACCUGGAUUUUUAAUGGGGGAUUUGCCAGCUCCAGUGACUCCACAACCUCGGUCAAUUAGUGGCCCUUCAGUAGGAGUAAUGGAAAUGAGAUCACCUUUACUUGCAGGUGGGUCACCACCACAACCAAUUGUACCAGCUCAUAAAGAUAAAAGUGGAGCUCCACCAGUUAGAAGUAUAUAUGAUGACAUUUCCAGCCCAGGACUUGGAUCAACACCUUUAAUUUCAAGAAGACAGGCAAAUGUUUCAGUGAUGCAGAGUCCUCUUGUUGGAGUUACCACGACUACUCCUGGAACAGGACAAAGUAUGUUUAGUCCAGCAAAUAUUGGUCAGCCUCGAAAGACUACAUUAUCUCCUGCCCAGUUGGAUCCUUUUUAUACUCAAGGAGAUUCUCUGACGUCAGAAGAUCACCUCGAUGACACUUGGGUGACUGUGUUCGGGUUUCCUCAAGCAUCUGCUUCCUAUAUAUUAUUGCAAUUUGCACAAUAUGGGAAUAUCUUAAAACAUGUGAUGUCUAACACAGGAAAUUGGAUGCAUAUUCGUUAUCAAUCUAAACUGCAGGCUCGAAAAGCCUUAAGUAAAGAUGGGAGGAUUUUUGGAGAGUCCAUCAUGAUCGGCGUAAAACCAUGUAUAGAUAAAAGUGUUAUGGAAAACAGUGACAGAUGCGCUUUACCAUCUCCAUCUCUUACCUUUACACCACCAAUCAAAACCUUAGGUACACCAACCCAACCUGGAAGUACUCCUAGGAUUUCUACCAUGAGACCUCUUGCUACAGCAUAUAAAGCUUCUACUAGUGACUAUCAGGUUAUUUCUGACAGACAAACGCCAAAAAAAGAUGAAAGUCUUGUAUCCAAGGCAAUGGAGUACAUGUUCGGCUGGUAAUAUAAUAAAAGCUAAGAACUCAGCUACAAAAAAGUAGGUUGCUAUACUAAAACAGCAGAGCACUGCCAGGUUCCUUCGGUUAGUUAUAUAACCACCCGUGGCGGUAUUGGGAUGCUAUGUCAUACUUCUUUUAGAAGCCUUUUUCUUUAAGGAUACAGUAUAUUUGUAGCUCGCACUUUAAAAGAUGCUUGAGAUACAUUUUUAAGAAGCAAAAUAUCCUUGUAAAUAAGAUUUUGUGCUUUCUGUGAUAGUGCAUGCUUAAGCACAAAAAAACAGCAUUGAUUACUGUAAAUUAUGUGAUUGAGUUUGUUGUGAGGUUUUUUGGUCUUUAUGAGAAGAGGGGUGAAUUCCAUGAAGUGGAACUGUACAGCUGCAUCUGCCAAGGCGCAAAGAUUAUAAUUAACAGUUUGAAUUACGAUCUUUUAAUAGCAUUUAAUAUUUUCAUUAUCUUUGCUUGUCUAAGUCCUGUUGUGGAUUGUCAUCUUUUAGUGUUUUAAAACUGAAGCAACUUUUUAAAAAUUUGCUAUUCAAGUACUCAAGUGUCUUGAUAAUAAAGUUUUUCAAUUAUA